AAUAUUACCGGUACACCGGUCUCGAUCCUCGACAAUUAUUUGAAGUAGCGAUACUUGUUGCAUCUGACUAAUUUUUACAAACUGAUAGUGAAAGAAAGUGAAUCGUGAAAAUGUUCGAAGCACGUUUGGUACAAAGUGCGAUCUUGAAGAAAGUGUUAGAUGCAAUAAAAGAUCUUUUAACCGAAGCAACUUUCGAAUGUUCGGACUCGGGCAUUCAAGUCCAAGCUAUGGAUAAUGCUCAUGUCUCUUUGGUUUCUCUUAACUUGAGAAGUGAUGGUUUUGACAAAUAUAGAUGCGACAGAAAUUUGUCAAUGGGUAUGAGUGUCGCAUGUAUGUCUAAAAUCCUACGAUGUGCUGGCUCAGAAGAUACAGUGACUUUGAGAGCAUUGGAUAAUCCAGAAAAUAUUGUAUUUAUAUUUGAAUCUCCAAACAAAGAAAAAUUAGCAGAGUAUGAAAUGAAACUUAUAAAUAUGGAUCAGGAACACCUUGGUAUUCCUGACACUUCAUAUUCAUGUGUUGUAAAAAUGCCAUCCCAAGAAUUUUCACGUAUCUGUAGAGAUUUAAGUCAGUUUGGAGAAUCAAUAACAUUUGCGUGUUCUAAAGAGGGUAUAAAGUUUAGUGCUUCUGGAGAUUAUGGACAAGCCACUAUUAAGUUAGCACAAACAGCAGAUGCGGAUAAUGAAGAUGAAGCAGUAGUCGUAAAUAUGCAAGAACCAGUAAAAUUAACAUUUUCGUGUCGUUACCUUAACUGCUUUAUAAAAGCUGGCCCAUUGUGUGCACAAGUGCAGUUGUCCAUGUCUAACGAUGUGCCCUUAGUUUGUGAAUAUAAAAUUGGAGAUAUUGGGCACAUUAGAUAUUACCUUGCACCAAAAAUUGAUGAUGAUGAGGAAAAUUAAGUAUCCUGUUGAUUUACUUCAAAGUACAAGCCAUAAUGUUAUUAAUCCAGUCUAUUGUUUUUGUAUUUAUCGCAUUAGCAGGGAUUAAAUAUUUUCAAAAUUUUACUCAAUAAUAAAUACAAUAAUAGCUCCAGCCUUAUGAAAGAGUAGAUAUAUUUUGAUAUUCAUUGUUAAGGAACGAUUAAGGAUAAUUAAAAAUAUUUUGAAGGUAAUAUAUUUAAAUUUUACAUUUAAAAGUCAUUUGGCUCGUCACAGUGUUAGCGCAACGUAGAAUUGACACUAAGAUUCAUAAUAGAGUGACACGAUCAUGAUUAACAUGGUAAUAUGGUGUCAUUCUCUUAAGAUUUAUAUUGUUACCGUUUCAUAAACUGUGACAAUAUUUUGAUAAUAUUGCGUUUUUUUAUAUGUAAGAAGAACUCAAUAUAUUUCCAAAACAUUUGAUAAAUUUUUGAAUUAUGUGUUAUUUUUAUGUCCUAGCCUAAUUGAAGUUCAAUUUUUUGACUUAC
This is a messenger RNA of Colletes gigas, 1402 nucleotides long. It is a transcript of the gene PCNA, whose product is annotated as proliferating cell nuclear antigen. Lineage: Eukaryota; Metazoa; Arthropoda; Insecta; Hymenoptera; Colletidae. The transcript has 4 exons. Gene Ontology annotation, biological process: leading strand elongation; regulation of DNA replication; translesion synthesis. Gene Ontology annotation, molecular function: DNA binding; DNA polymerase processivity factor activity. The record is from RefSeq and is a predicted model, not a curated record. The coding region runs from base 111 to 896 and encodes 261 amino acids. Gene Ontology annotation, cellular component: PCNA complex.